UCUUCAACCUUUCCCACUCCACUACGAGGUAUUACGACUCUCUCUCUCUCUAUCGUAGUACCAAGUAGGUAGAAUCGACUUCUAAGAAUAACUCCCUAGGUAUGGGUAAGCUCAACACCAAGUUUCCCCAUAUUUUUCAUUACCUGCGAGUCCGCCACGGUCCUGGUUCUGUUGUGAAUGAAAGUAUCCACUCGGAAAGCAAAAGCUACAUAUUCCGAUACAAAACCAUCGAGUCCACCACAGUGACCACACAUCACACACCAUCCACCAUCCACCAUCCACACUUCCCACACCUCCCACACCUCCCUCCCACCUUACCGGCUUUCAUUCAUCCAUGACCAUCUGAAUCACCACCAAGAUCACAAAUCAAAUUCAACCGACUGGAUGUUGGGAAUCCAGCCGUCUUCUCUUGCUUGUCUCGACAUUUCUCUCUCCCACGCCACACCACGCCGUACAUACGAACCAUCUGUCGCACUUACCUAACUCUAGCCAUUCUAUCCAUCCGACUCCGAUAAACUUUCCACCCAUUACCCAUUUCGGCCCAGGUGUUAGUUCUCGGAUGACCUUCCCCCCCUUUCCACUUACGUUACACGGCUACCGCGUGUCGUAGUAUAAGCCGAGGAGUUGCCACAAUAUCCAAAUAUGUGUCAAGGUCAUACCUGUCUUGAAUAAAUAAAGAUCUACUUGGAUCAUUUUCAUGUCAAACUUUUUGCUCAUCAUUCCUAGCCUUUCCCACACGUCUAAUCAAGGGAUUCCGGUUUGAUGAUUCCCCAUCUCCACCCUCGUAAUUUCUAAUACCUACUCGUACCGUACACGCAAUAGCUAUGACCCGGACCGAGUGGACCAUGAACAAAGCGAUCUUUCAAGAAUCAAGAAUCAAGAUGCAAUUAAUCACAGCCAUGGCCGCCAUGCAUCUAGCUUGUAGCUUCUUCCUCUCAUUACCUUACCCAAGAAGAUGGGUUGAUGAACAAUCAUGGCUGAGCGUGAACGCUUGAGAACGCUUGAGAACGCUUGAGCCCAGGCAAAUUCUAAUAACUCUCUGUUUCUCCAAGUGAAUACAAUACUCCAUAAUGGCAUAAUUGAUAUGACAUGACCGGAUUGGUUCUAUCAUAUUAAAGAACCUUCCCAACCCCGUGUAGCUGGGACCGAUUUUUAUAUUUCUUUUUCAACAUUCCAUCCAUCUCUCCUAUCUUUUUCCUUGAAUCUACCUGUCGUCCUACUUUUGUUGCAGAUUUUGCAGCCGGAAGUCACACCAGUCCAUACAAACAUCUACACGACUUUUACAACAUCUUUCUCUCAAUAUUAUUCAUCACUCACUCACCUUCCCAUUCUCUCACUCAUUACACACGUUCACAUAUACGUAGCAAUACGACCUACGUUUUAUCAUACAAACCAAUCCCUCCCUCAUGUAGCAAGGAAGAGAUUUUAUUCAUCUUUUAAUCUAUUCGACCAAGUUUCUUGAUAUAUUUCUGCCUGUCCUCCUUCCCUGCUAUAUAUUUACUUUUCCCCAUUCCAAAAAAAUAAAAGUUUUUGCUUUUCAAGUGCCUACAGUACAUACAUAUGCAACGGCUCGGAAUCGGCAUCUUGUCAAAUCUAUCAAUCAAAUAUUCUCCGGAUAUGCAGGUGCAAACGCCACUUGCGCAUGGAUUAUCGGGAAUGCCUGCCCGGACUUCGAUGAGUCGGUCUGGGCCAUCGUUGGGACUUUCUGGAAUCUCUUUGGUGCAUGCAGAGAAGGAAGAAGAUGUUGUGGGGAAUAUAAAUAAAGGCUUUCCAAUGGUCUCAGAGGGAACACAGUCUCAUCCUUCCUCUUUCAAUUCAUCUUCGGCUUCAUCUUCAAGAGAUAGUAUACCAUACCCGGACCUCAAAUCUUUAUCAUCGUCAUUAGCCUUCGGAACACAGAACGGAAGCAAUAUGUUGCUUGUGGAGUCUCUCGUCUUCUUUGCUACGGCAUGCAUUUUAUAUAUCCUCAGCUCUCAACGAAAGACUCAUACACGACGUCCUCAGAAUGGAAGUCAUAAGAGAACUUCUCCUUCUACAAACUCACCCUCAAACAUUACAAAGUUCCUCCAUAACCCUCUCACCCAAAUUUCCCACCUACUAUCAUGUAGCUCAUCCACAUCAUCUACCUCUCUCUCCACCCCACCCCAUCAACCUCCCAAAACCCAGCCCGGUCCUCAGAAACCACCCUAUGCUCUCCCACCACUCAAACCCACCUCUCCCCAUCCAACCUCAAUGGGUCUCAAACGUCUUGACAAAUCCAAUUGGCUCACCAUCGACUCCACCUAUCUCGCCGAGCAUGAACUCCGCGCUUCACUCCUCGAAACACAUGGACCAUGCGUCUUACAAGUCUUACCCCCAGCCAUCCCAGCCACAUACGAACUCCUCGAAAUGGUCAUUGAGUUUCUCCUAGAUCGAUAUCCUAAUGAUUUCUCCCUCGUGGACGAAAACACAAUCCUCAAUAAGUUAACAGGAGAGCUAUCUAUCAUUGGUUCGAAAUGUAAAAGUCCACUCGAGACAGCAGCUCGUCUCUGCAUGGAAGAUUUCAAUCUCUUGUUACAAGAUCCAUCCGAAGAAGAUGGAGAAUGGAAUUUAAUGGCUUCCGCCACGCUCUUUCCCGCAGGCUGGAAAUUGCAAGAGAGAAUCGGAAGCAACAUGGCUGUACUACAUAAACCCGUACCAGGAUGGAAAGAAAAGUUAGGAAAGAGUGUCAAUCGCUACUUCACCCACCUCACCCCGCGCACCUGCAUGGAACGCUCCAACCUCUUCAUCCAAACCACCCCCAUCCUCUUCCAAGACAUUCCCGAAGCCCCUCCCUCCCCCUCUUCCCCACUCACUCCCUCAGACAUCUACAUCCGUCGCGAACGGCAAACCUUUACUCGUCUCCCGAAAUCCAACGCGGUACUAUUUACCGUACGCACGUACAUGGAAAAAUUAGUCGACGUCAAUAGUGCGGAUGCGGAAGCCAUGGCAAAACAGAUUCGCGGGUGGGACGGGGAGUUGGCGCGAUACAAGGGCGUGGGCAUUUGGGGCGAUGUAACGUUGGGGUAUUGUGAUGGGAGGGUGGAGGAGAGGGAGAAGGAAGAGGAGAGGUUGAGAAGUUUGAGGAGAGAUUCGGGGAUUAGUAUGGGGUGUGAGGGUGAGGAUGGCGGGGAGGAGUUGUAAUGUGCAUGGAUGGAUGCAUGCAUGAACAUACGUUUGGAGUUUUCACAUUCGGGUUUCACUUUGACUUUUCAGUCUGGAUGAACGAAUGCGUGUGGGGGGUCUUCACUUCUUGAGGUCUAAAAAGCAUUCGCAUUCGCAUUCGCAGUCACAAUGGAAGGAAGAAAGAAAGAACAAAAGAAAGAAAGAACAAAAGAAAGAAAGAUCAAAAGAACGAAGCAAGGAACUAAUAAAUGAAUAAACACGAACGAACGCACGGGAACCUGGCCACGGGAGGAAAAUCUGCUUUUCAAAAAUUUUGCAAAAAUUUCCGCGACAUGGGGAUCGGAUGGGAUUAAUUUUACAGGAAAAGAACAGAACUGUUUUAUUUAGGGGGGUUUGGCAUGGCUUUCAGGGUUUUCAUGCGUGGAUUUUAAUAUAUGGGGUAGUCAAGGGGGGAGGAGAGAGUAGAUAGAGGAGAGGAGAUGAGGAAUGAGAUGAUGGAGAUGGAGAUGGAGAUGGAGAUGAAAUAAUAUCUGAUGUGUACAAUGAGAUGAGAUGGCUAUUUGCCUACCUGGUACUUAGAAAAAUUGAUAGAGAGUUUAAGA
Botrytis deweyae is the source of this 3746-nucleotide messenger RNA. RefSeq lists its product as uncharacterized. Bases 1561 to 3162 code for a protein of 533 amino acids. The transcript is spliced from 2 exons. Lineage: Eukaryota; Fungi; Ascomycota; Leotiomycetes; Helotiales; Sclerotiniaceae. The record is from RefSeq and is a predicted model, not a curated record.